GGACAAAAUGGCGGCUGCUGUCGAAGUCCGAUGGCCUAACGAGAAGGAUCAGUACGAACUACAAGAGGUGAUAGGGUAUGGUGCGACAGCUGUUGUUCAAGCUGCAAAGUGCAUCCCUCGCAAUGAGCGUGUUGCUGUGAAGAGGAUUGAUUUGGAAAAGUGCGGCGCAAGUAUUGACGAAAUGAUGAAAGAAAUUCGUACCAUGAGCCAGUGCAAUCAUGAGAAUGUUGUGAAUUACUACACAUCAUUUGUGGUGAAGCAAGAACUGUGGAUAGUCAUGAGGUUGUUGAAUGGAGGUUCAAUGCUUGAUGUGAUCAAACACCAGAAGAAACAGGGUCACCUUGUCGAAGGUGUACUUGAUGAGGCUGUCAUAGCAUCUGUUUUGAGAGAAGUUCUAAAGGGUCUGGACUAUUUUCAUAGCCAGGGACUAAUACACAGGGACGUAAAGGCUGGUAACAUUUUGCUGGCUACUGAUGGCACAGUUCAACUGGCUGACUUUGGUGUCAGUUCAGUUAUAAGUGAUUAUGGGGAUAGGUCAAGACCCAAGGUCAGGAAGACGUUUGUUGGCACACCAUGCUGGAUGGCGCCAGAAGUCAUGGAACAGGUUCAUGGUUAUAACCACAAAGCCGAUAUCUGGAGUUUUGGUAUUACAGCCAUUGAGUUGGCCACUGGAAUUGCUCCAUAUGCAAAGUUUCCAGCCAUGAAGGUCCUGAUGUUGACGUUACAAAAUGACCCACCCUCUAUUGACACUGUGGCACAGAACGAAGGCAACAAGGAUAACUACAAAAAGUAUACCAAAAUUUUUAGAAAAAUGAUAAGCAGCUGUUUGGUAAAGGAUCCCGCUCAAAGACCAGACGCUUCUGAACUUCUAAAACAUCAUUUUUUCAAGAAAGCCCGGGAAAAGGAUUUUCUGGUGGAGACGUUGGUCCCGCUAAUGCCUUCUCUCGGUGAAAGAUCUCAAAAGGUAAAGCGAGUCCCAGGCUCUAGUGGACGACUUCACCGAGCUGCCGAUGGCAGCUGGGAGUGGUCUGAUGACGAGGCGAAAAACGACGGUGACAGCGACGGUGAGGGUGACGAUGAAAAAUCAGCAAAAGCAGAUAAUGUCAAGGAAGGUGCACCAAAAUCCGAAGGACCAAAAGUCAACAUUCAACCGUCCACACCGACAUCGCCUAAACCUCCGGCACAAAUCAACUUGGAUCUUACUCUUAGAUUAAGAAAUGCAAAGAAAGAACUGAAUGAUAUCAGAUUCGACUUUACUCCUGGUAAAGAUACUGCUGAGGGUGUGGCACAGGAGUUGGUUUCAGCAGGUUUAAUAAGUGGGCAAGAUUUAGUUGUUGUUGCUGCCAAUCUAAGAAAAGCAAUCGAUGAUCCUCCAAGCAGCAAGUCUAUGACUUUUCCACUUAAAUCAAGUAGUCAUGAACCUCCCGAUGAUAGGACGUUGAUUGGAUUCGCGCAGCUCACGAUAAACUCUUAGCGACGGUGGAACAGCACUAGUAAUUCAAAAAGAAAAGAAAUAUUAAAGUAAUCUAGUUUUGUGGCCCUCACCAUAUUCCAUUUUUUAGCUAUAUUGUUCUCAACAGGAUGUAAGAGAAAUCAUUGGACGAAUUAAGUAGAGAAGAGUUAAUGCAAUCGGAAGAGGAAAUUAACCAAUGGAAAAGCUGCAGCGAGCAGUUAAUCCUUUAAUUCCUAGAAUAGAUUAACAUUUAGCUUCUCCUUUCAAUAUCUAUAAAUAUCUAUAAAUUCAGCAGCAAACAGGUUGUGAAAAUACUCAAACCCAUCAAGCAGAAAUUGUCAUCUUGAUCCAACACCAAAUUCUCGUCGCUAAUUUACACGUUAAUGUGUCGCAGCUGGAGGGGAGAAUUAACAUUCAGACCCUGGGGUCAAAUGGUGCAGAGCCGGCCCAUAAAAUUGUUCUCCUAGAAUGAGAAAGAAACUAAAUUUUUCGCUUGGUCGUCAAUUAAAGAAAGAGGGACAACGGAACAGUUAUGAACUUCCACGAGGAAGAAAGAACCAGUUUCACCAUCUUUCUCCUUUUCCUACUGUAUGUACCUGCACAUAGAUCUGAUCCUAGUGAUGUGCAAGACGUUUGUUGCGUGUGGAUCUGGUAAUAACCUCUUAUUAAACGAAGUCCUAUGUGGCUCAGUGGUAGGGGAAAAUCUGAAGGUUUUGUGGUUCGAUUCCUCAUAGGAACUAAUCAAUUUCUCUUUCUGGGACGCUAGCUACAAAACGGAAAACAUUUUUCUUUUUGACCCCUUUAGUUACAAAAAGGGGCUGUUGCGUAAUAUUUAGCAACAGCACUUGCAAAUGUUGGGGUUCUAUAAAAGGUCCUUUAUGGACUUUGCAAGUUAAAUUGAAAUUUUCAUUGUCUUUUUGUUUUGUUUGUUUGGAUGUUCAAGGGGCAAAUUUCCUCUUGAUCGCUACAACAAAAGAGGGCAUGAUAUUCACUCGGCAGGAAUAUUAUGUGUGGGAAAUGCGUUUAAUGCCUCGAGGACAGUUAAUUGCUUCAUUACCCCUUGGUUCUUUAUGUCUUGUUUCUCUGCGAGUUUGAGCUCUAUUUUGGUAUUCCUUUGUGAACAUCUCCAUACCAGUAGAUCCACACACGAGAACUCGGUCCUUUGGAGGGAAAUAUCAUUCUCGUCUAGCUUUGGCUCCUGAUAGGCAUAAAAGGAAAAUAUCUUGGUUCUGAUUGGUGGAGGCACAAUAAUACACAUUUCAUACUGUCCCUCAUUUGAAAAUCUUUCCUCCUGAACGUUUUCUACUCGUCUUCCUUUGGCUCCUAGUAUGCUCGAAAGGAAAUAUCUUGGUUCUGACUGGUCAAGGCACAGUAAUACACAUUUCGUACUGUUCCUCGUCGAGAAAUCCCUUCUCGUGAACUUCAAGUGUGUGUGAAUUUGUGCUAGUCAUGUAUGCAUAGAUUGGGACACAUUCAAUGCAUUCAUAUGCAACGUGCUAACUUGUCUGAAGUAUAUACCUCACUACUGCUAGAUAAACUGAGCUGGAAAGUAUUUUAUUAAACAAAUAUGAGUUCA
Molecule: messenger RNA, 3029 nt
Organism: Pocillopora verrucosa
Lineage: Eukaryota; Metazoa; Cnidaria; Anthozoa; Scleractinia; Pocilloporidae
Product: serine/threonine-protein kinase OSR1-like
Biological process (GO): protein phosphorylation; protein export from nucleus; activation of protein kinase activity
Cellular component (GO): serine/threonine protein kinase complex
Molecular function (GO): ATP binding; protein serine/threonine kinase activator activity; protein serine/threonine kinase activity
Source: RefSeq, a predicted model, not a curated record